CGUAGUGAAGUUUAGUGAAGUAGACUACUGAUUGUGGUGGUUGGACAUUGGAUUAUGGCUUCCGUCUAUGUUUAUCAGAAACUGUGAGUUUUAUCUACUCGUCUGCUCUACUGUCUGAACCAUCUUUGCUACUGGAUAUGUCUACAUCAUCUACCUUUCUAUAGUUUCUAUUAUACUGUGCACUGUUUUCAACAUUAUUUGAAUUUGUGGUUUUUGUUUUGAAUGCAAAACUAUAAAAAGUAAAAGUUCUGCUUCGAUCGAUUUUUCAACAAAUAUCUGACUUAAUUGAUUAUAACAUGUAAUAUGGAGAACUCUAGAUUUAAAGGCAGAUCAGAUUAAACUUCUAAUAAAGCAAGAUGAGUUUGAACUGCUGUGUACCGGGGUGUGAUAACGCUUUUGAUUCUAGUGGAGCUGAGAAAAGCUCAGUAACUUUUCACAGCUUUCCAAAGAAUGAAUUGCCGCGAAUUGCGUGGCUCAAGGCAACCGGCAGACGUUACAACAAACGCGUUUCGGCAGUUGUUUGCUCCGACCAUUUCAACGAAGAUGACUUUGUCAUUGGCACUCAUAAACUUAUGCUGAAGAGAACUGCAGUGCCCUGCAUAUUCACUCCUGACCAGAUACAGCUCUUGGAACAGCUGAAAACAUGUCCAGCCUCUAAUGAAGAUAAUGUAAAGAACCGUCCUAGUGUGAGUGUCAAUCCUCCGCCGGUUAUUUCAAUGACCAAAAUAUGCGACCGCAAGCUUGGAGACAUGUCUCUACUUUGUAGAAUUUGUGCAAGGAGAAGUGACAGGUUGAUAUCGCUAUUCGAAGGUGAAGGGCUUGAUGCUGAAUUAGCCCUUAAAAUGCACCAAUAUUUAUCUUUGAAUGUUACCGAAGACGAUGAUCUACCCAAAAAAAUCUGUCUACCAUGUGCUACAGCGUUGGUGUCCUGGCAUGACAUUGUGCUCAUGUCUAUUGAUGCAAUCGGUACACUCAACGCCCUACUAGAAUCUGACAAUGACAACAAACUGAGAAGCAUUUCAGAACAGGAAGCCAAGCGACAGAGAGAGAAUGAGCUAUCGGCAUCCAAUAAUGGAAUUCUACAAAACCAGCAACUAGAUUCUAUGAAUACGCCAGCUUCGAUGGACAUUUCUGGAGAACUGGAUCCGGUGUCUGCUGAUAAAACGCCAGCCAAGAACAAGAUAAAAGAUUUACAAGAAUACAAAUUGCAUUACCCUUGGAAGUACCACGAGAUAGAUGGUACCUUUUUCCUUAGAACAAAGGUGUUGGGUUUUGAGCCGGCAGCUGAAGCGUACACCUAUAUAUGUUGUUUGUGCUGUGAAGAGUUCAACGACAGAGACGUGAUUGGUCAUUCCAAAUCGCACUAUCCUUUGCAAGAAACCGACUCGUGUCAACUGUGCCAUUUCAGUUUCUCAACAAUAGAACUGCUGAGAAAUCACAUCAAACGACAUAUGAUUAUAAUUGAUGAUCAAUACUUGAGUAAGUCCGCUCGUAAUAAACCUAAAAGUAAGCAGCCAUAUCGUCCGCCAAAAGUAGCGGCCACGCCCAAGCCACCGCCACAACCCAAAAAGAAACCUCCAUAUGUAUGCGAAUAUUGUGGAAUAGAGUACAUGCGUAAAUCGCUCUACGAUAGGCAUGUUCGGAACCAACAUCUCGCGCCUUUCAAGUGCCGAAAUUGCCCUGAGAGAUUCGAUAGCCAUACAGCACUUGAUAGCCAUAGACUCAAUUGCCAACGUGUCAAAGUUGAGCCUUGUGAGAGCGAUGAUUUAAUAUGCAAAUGUAACAAGUCUUUCAAUACCUUUGAAGAAUACAAUGAUCACACUCUGACUUGCGAUGAAGAUACAGACCUACUGUGUGAAGAAUGUGGUCUAGUAUUUCAAACAAACAAAGAAUACAAGAAACAUAAUAUGACGACUCAUUCGAAGAUACCCGUAAGGAAAGAAGGUGCCACUUGGAUGUGUGAGAUUUGUGGCUGCAAACUGGGUAAGUACAGUGCUAGGAAGCAUUACAUGACACAUUCCUUCAAAGAGAAGAAGUUCACUUGUAAAGUUUGCGACAUGAAUUUCCUGCAUAGAUGGUCACUCGCUAAUCACAUGCAAUCACACAGCAACAUACGACCUUUUGUCUGUGAGAUCUGUUCAAGAACAUUCAAAAGAUCUGAUCAUUUGAGGGAACAUCAGCUCAAUAAGCAUCAAAUUGGAAAAUCAAAGCAUAGUGAUUUCAAGUGUGAUAUAUGCAAUAGAUACUUUACUACUGAGACUUACCUUAUUCGUCACAAGCGUCUGCAUUCGACUGGCAUGAGUUACGAGUGCCGGGUGUGCAAAGGCCGGUUCCCCACCGAACACAGCCUGAAGAUGCAUCAGACGCGGAUGAAGCACGACAACGGAAGUGCAGCAUCGGUCAAUAUUGUAUCCACGUCAUCUUCCGACCGCAUCAAUAAGUUCAGGUGUAAAGCUUGCUUCAAGCGCUAUGGCUCUAUGGCCAGUCUGAAGAAGCACAGGCUUAAAAACUGUCCAAAACUAAAUAAUAUAAAAGAUGAAGUUAAAGAAGAAGAUGAAGAUGAGCCUGAAAGUAAAAAUGAGGAGAAUGAAGAUUUAGAAAAAACUUACGAAUGUCCAAAAUGUAAUUUGAGAUACUUGACAGACUUUGGGUUGAAACUUCAUUUUGCUCGCUCAAAACACUCGGAUGUCUUGUCAAAGUAUAAAAAACGUCCGAAAAAGGAUCCCAAUGAAAAGAAGAAUCCGCGUUUCAAGUGCGUGCAGUGUGGCGAUAUAUUCAGUUCGUUGGUGAGCUUGAGAAUGCACAAGAUUAAAAGGAAGCACUUUUCACAAUGCCCCCACUGCGGGAAGCGAUUCGCGAUGGAAUUCAAGUUGAAAGUCCACCUGGUGAAGGUGCAUCAGCAGAAGGAUGUGAUUGUGGAGGAGAGCGACCUGCUGACUCAGGAGGAGAAGCUGCCUUACCAGUGUGACGUGUGCUCGCAGCUGUUCGCCAUGAAGCACAACUUGGAGGCGCACAUCGCCAAGAAGCACUCAGUCAACGCGAACGACGAGCCACUUGAAACUGCCUGCAAACGCAAGCCCAAGGUCGAGCCUGUCGACGAAGACGUUUACGAGGAGUUCACUCAGGAAAUCUCAGUUAUCUACCACUGCACCGAGUGCUGGGAGAAUUUCGCUUCCGAGGAAGACUUCAACAAUCAUACACAUGAAGCUAGUAUUAUAUUAACCGAAGAACUCACUGAUAAUGCUAUCAUUUCCGAAGUUAUUGAGACUGAGUCAUAAGUAAUCGGACACAAGGUAUUACCAAAAAAUACAUUUCACAGUUAUGUUUUUCACUAUCAAUUUAAAUGUUCCAUCAUCAUUCUGAACAAUUAAAAGAACUUCUCAACAGAAUCCUGAGUAAUUAGUACCGGGUGAUUAAAAGUCUGUCCGCAGCUGCGUGGUGGCAUAUUAUGUUCUGUUAAAAAAAAAACUUUUUGAAGAACCCCUUACAUUAGGAUAGUAUUUAUUGUUGCCCUUUAAAUUCACUAACAUUCUACUUUUAUUAAACUUCUUAUUGUCAUGUUGAACGAUUAGAAAUUGAAAAUCAGUUCAGAGAAUAAUAUUAUAACUUUUGGAUGUAGGCUAUGUGGUGUUUCGUAACAGCAUUUCUGCCCAAUCUUGAUCAGUAUUAAUGGGCUUCUCCAAAAAGAAUAAUAUUUUCAUUAUACCUCAUUCAUAUAAUAGUCUUCUACAAACAAUUUUAACUGAGUUCCGUUGAAUAAUUAUGAAAAGAUUAAUUUUGUUAUAAUUAUUGCUCAAUCGCUAAUAAUAGUUACUAUACAUUAUUAAGUGGGACUAAAUACACAUACUGCUGUCUUGUGUGUGUAUUUGUAUUUUCAAUUAUUAAAAAAUGAUCCAUUAUAUGUAUACAAAGUUACAUUGAUUAAUUCAUUAUUUUGCAAUACCGGUAUUCUAUGAAAAAUUAGUCUGAGCUCCCCUGUAACUAAACAUUUCCUUCAUUCGCUGUAGCCUACUUGGUUGCGCAUUGUCCAGUGUGAACUAAACCUUAUAUUAGUUUAGUGUAAACUUAUAUUAUAAAAAUUAACUAAUGGAAUACUAUAAUACUUCAACCAUAGCAGCAGCCAGAAAGAAUGCAAUAUUAAUGGAUCAAAUCCAAUUAUUUCUCUCAGAAAUCAAUUUUGUAAUCGUUUUUCAAUUAGAAAUGUUGGCAUUGAUUUUCUCCAUAAAGUUUUAUCAAUUGGUCAUUAUUUUAGAAAUCUAGCUAUAAAUAUUAUGUUCGUCUAAUCUAUUUUCUAACUAAUUUGUCCAUUGCUGAUUUGGUAUUGCUGUUGCUCGUUUAAAGCCUAAUGAUAUUUUAUUUGAAAUAUAUUUAUUCGAAUGUAUGAAAAAGAAAUGUAAAUAUAAUAGAUAUGAGUUUGUGUGGAGUUAUUCUUUGUUAUAAUGUUAAAAGUAUAAUAGUGAAAUAAGUAUUUACAUCUAAUUACGGUAUUUAUUUUAUCGAAAAUGUAUGUUGAAUGUUUGAGGUAUGUGGAAUCGGUUUAGCUGGAAUUUCUAUUUUAAUCAUAUUCAUACUAUUCUAUUUAUUUUAAAUUACUUGUAUAACAUAUUUUAUAGCUUUUCAAGAGUAUUUUCAAAAAUGCGUAGUAACUAAAGUAUCAAAGUGUUAAUGUCAAAGUGUAUUGAACAUUAAUUUAUUUAACUUACCGUACUUAUAUAAUAUAUUUAUUUAUUUAUUUCAUCGUGGAUUAAUUUAUGUCAAAGACAUGAAAUUAAAAUUUAAAUUAUAUAAGGCGAAUUCCAUCUAAAGCAUCUGGAGUAAAUAUUUGAAUAAAAUUGUUCUUAGAACUA
Nilaparvata lugens (brown planthopper) is the source of this 4847-nucleotide messenger RNA. RefSeq names its product zinc finger protein 43. Gene Ontology annotation, molecular function: zinc ion binding. The transcript has 6 exons. The coding region runs from base 357 to 3278 and encodes 973 amino acids. Gene Ontology annotation, cellular component: nucleus. The record is from RefSeq and is a predicted model, not a curated record. NCBI's taxonomy places the organism in Eukaryota, Metazoa, Arthropoda, Insecta, Hemiptera, Delphacidae.